This is a messenger RNA of Fulvia fulva, 459 nucleotides long. RefSeq lists its product as uncharacterized. The transcript has 2 exons. The record is from RefSeq and is a predicted model, not a curated record. NCBI's taxonomy places the organism in Eukaryota, Fungi, Ascomycota, Dothideomycetes, Mycosphaerellales, Mycosphaerellaceae. Bases 1 to 459 code for a protein of 152 amino acids.
AUGGCGGAUCCCAACCAAGAACUCCAAGGCAUCAUCGGGCGCCUCGAGCGCCGCGACACCCUCAACUGGCCUGGGCCAACACCACGCCUCCGCGCCGCCGCCGCCACCUCAGAGCUUGGCAAGCUCACCCUGGACUCGCCAUCCGCGGCUGCAAUGCUCGGGCCUGGCCAGCCCAACAACAACAACACCGCCGGAGGCCUGGGGAGUGAUGACCCCCAGGUCUCAGAAGAGACUACAGACGACUGGUUGGUGCGGCUGCAGAGGGAAUGGGUGGAGGAGGGAGGAGUGGCGAAGGAGGGGGGAGAGGUGGAGAUGGGAGAGACGGACGGAAGUGGAGGAGAGGAGAGGGCGGUGGUGGUGGCGAAGAAGGUUCUGAGGGGAGAGGGGGUCAAGAGAGGCCGGGGCGGGCCUGGAGUUAAUUACUCCAACCCGGCGUCUGGGUACUCGCGGUGGAGAUGA